AUGAAGCUGAACGUGACGGAGGGGGACUCUUCGUGGACACUAAGUACUCCAAGAUACUGCGGAGUAGGUUCGAACCAAAACGCGCUGCCGGGUCUCUCAAACGAUUUCAAGCCUUCAGCUCUACCCGUUGGGGGCGCUAAAGGUGGUGGAACGUCACGAAAAAAUACGAGCAGAGGUGGUUACCUAUACAAUUUCACUUAUCGCCACGAUGACGAGGGAGGAGCGGAUCCUGUUGAAGAUCCUUGUAAAAUUGAAUACCCGAAGUGGGAGGCACUGCCUAAAGCAUUAGCGUAUGUGCUGCCGCUGUCUCUGGAGCGGAAAUUACCGCCGACACCGUUGAGAAUAUCCCCAAUGUUAGAGAGUGGGCAGACCAAAAUCCUUUGCGUUUCGACUAUCUCUCCUGACCUACCUCAAUUCAACUUCGAGGUACUGCUCGGUUCGCUUAGUACUAUAGAGUUCUGGGUAGUAAUUGCCACCAAACGUGUUCGGGGAUGUACAGUCUGCUGCGUUCUCGACGGGCACGGCCCAUUCGGUCACGAGAUAUGCCACGUCGUCCAGCAAGACUUGCUCAGGCUAACUACUGACAACCCAGAUUUGCCGGUCCGAUCAAGAAGCGUGCUUCAAGAAGCUUUUCUAAAGGCUCACAGCAACCUGAAAGCGAAGUGUGACGCCUUCCAACUGGACAGCAAGCUCAGCGGCACUACCGUUACCCUCCUAGUGUACUUGAGAGAACAAAACAAGCUGUUUAUUGCUCACGUUGGCAAUAGCAGAGCUGUGCUGUGCAAGUUUAACAGAUAUGGUUGUGGGGUCCGUGCGGUCGACCUCACUGUGGACCAUACUCCUACCAACAAUAAGGAGUUUCGACGGAUUGUUAAAGCUGAAUACAAAAUCGAUGGCAAACGCGACAAGUUCCUCCUACUUUGCACUGACGGCGUCUGGAACGUCAUUUCAUCGCAAGAGGCAGUUGAGAUAGCCAAUACUGCAAAGCAAAAAGAAUGGAGAACAGCCCCCGAAGAACUAGCUCGAGAGUCGUGGCGUCGGUGGAUCAACGAAGAGCAAAUUUUCGCAGACGACAUGACUGCUCUCUUCCUAAAACUCUCUUGA
Eimeria acervulina is the source of this 1104-nucleotide messenger RNA. RefSeq names its product protein phosphatase 2C, putative. Gene Ontology annotation, molecular function: protein serine/threonine phosphatase activity. Bases 1 to 1104 code for a protein of 367 amino acids. Gene Ontology annotation, biological process: protein dephosphorylation. The transcript has 7 exons. The record is from RefSeq and is a predicted model, not a curated record. Lineage: Eukaryota; Apicomplexa; Conoidasida; Eucoccidiorida; Eimeriidae.